UGGACAUUUUAGCCACCUUCAUGGGCCAUGACAUAAGAACCCACAGAGCCUACUACCGCUUGCCAGAUGCGUCACUGCAAGUAGCAAAGAUUUCUAAAGUACUCUUCAGCAUGGAGAAGGGAGACCUAAAGGCAAUGGCAGGAAAGACGUUGGAUGAUGUUCGUGUAGAUGCAGAUGAAGAAUGCAACAUAGAUCCAGAUGUUGAUGAUGAUCCUGACAACGAAGUGAACAGGCCCGAUGAUGCUGUUUUGAUGGAUGAGAUGUCAGACAAAGAAAAUGAAGGUAUGAGCAUGCCGCAGCAAAGCAGAAAGAAGAGUGACCAAGUUGCAAACAAGGAAAGUGACCGUGGUGCCAGCAGAAAGAAAAGGAGUAUCAGACAAUCUUGGACAGCUGAAGAAAAACAAGCAAUACACAGACACUUUAAAGAAGAACUACGCUCACGCCAACUGCCCGGUAAAGAAAAAAUAAUGAAGUACUGCAAGAUGGAUGCAGACCUGGGUCAAUUUUAUCAGCAGCUCCCAUAUCACCAGAUGGUCAACGUCAGUGAGCAUCACAUGUGUAACAAUGUGCAUAAAGGUUACAGGUCAAACUCCAACUUUGCUCACUUCCCCUAG
Molecule: messenger RNA, 614 nt
Organism: Strongylocentrotus purpuratus (purple sea urchin)
Lineage: Eukaryota; Metazoa; Echinodermata; Echinoidea; Camarodonta; Strongylocentrotidae
Exons: 4
Coding region: 21-614 (197 amino acids)
Source: RefSeq, a predicted model, not a curated record